Messenger RNA from Malurus melanocephalus (red-backed fairy wren), 405 nucleotides. It is a transcript of the gene CUNH10orf105, whose product is annotated as chromosome unknown C10orf105 homolog. Bases 1 to 405 code for a protein of 134 amino acids. NCBI's taxonomy places the organism in Eukaryota, Metazoa, Chordata, Aves, Passeriformes, Maluridae. The record is from RefSeq and is a predicted model, not a curated record. The transcript has a single exon.
AUGAGCACAGAGGGCUCUGCCAACAGCACCUCUCCCACCUCACCUCUCCUUCCCACCAUGCAGCGGGUCCCGCCCAGCGCUGCGUCCCCUGAAGUGACAGCCUGGCUGCCCGUCAUCGUCGGGCUGCUGUGCAUCCUGCUGGUCCUGGCCACCUUCCUGACCUUUGUCACCGCCUGCARGCCAGCAGCACUGGGCUGGUCCCUCCCCGGGCAGCAGGAGCGCCUGCCCCACCACCCCGUGGAUGGCAGCGAGCCCCAGCUCAGGCUCUGGAAGCGCCUGGGCUCCCUCAGGUGCUCCAUCAGCAGCUUCAGGAGGAGCCAGCUGCUGUCUCAGAGCCAGCCUGCCUGUCCCAGGAGCUUCUCUGCCAGCCAGGACUGGGACACCGUGGAAUCCACUAAAAUGUGA